Molecule: messenger RNA, 1596 nt
Organism: Medicago truncatula (barrel medic)
Lineage: Eukaryota; Viridiplantae; Streptophyta; Magnoliopsida; Fabales; Fabaceae
Product: NAC transcription factor 47
Exons: 3
Coding region: 124-1146 (340 amino acids)
Biological process (GO): regulation of DNA-templated transcription
Molecular function (GO): DNA binding
Source: RefSeq, a predicted model, not a curated record
UCCAAUCCCAAAAAUUUCAAUCCUCUCUCAUUAUUUUCAUUUUGUGUAUGCUUCACACCAAGUUUGGUUUUUGUCUCUCUCUCUCUCUCUUAGCACACACCCUCAACAUUUUUUUAAUACCACAUGGGAACCCCACAGACCAAUUUGCCACCAGGUUUUAGGUUCCACCCUACUGAUGCAGAACUCAUUCUUCACUACCUUAGGAAAAAAAUUGCCUCCAUUCCCUUGCCUGUUUCCAUCAUUGCUGAAGUUGAUAUUUAUAAGUUGGAUCCUUGGGAUUUACCAGCUAAGGCUUCAUUUGGUGAGAAAGAAUGGUACUUUUUUAGUCCUAGAGAUAGAAAGUACCCAAACGGUGCAAGGCCAAACAGGGCAGCUGCUUCAGGGUAUUGGAAAGCCACUGGCACUGAUAAGACCAUAGUGGCAUCAUUGCCAUGUGGAGGAGGAAGAUCACAAGAGAACAUUAUUGGUGUCAAAAAGGCUCUUGUUUUUUACAAAGGAAAACCCCCAAAGGGUAUUAAGACUAAUUGGAUCAUGCAUGAAUAUCGUCUUGUUGACAACAAUAAACCUAUUAAGCUCAAAGAUUCUUCCAUGAGGUUGGAUGAUUGGGUGCUAUGCCGAAUUUACAAGAAAUCAAAAUGUGCACUAACUUCAACAGAAUCAUCAGAAACUAUGGUAGGUGAAGUGGAACAUGCAGAAGAGACACAAUUCCAAGAAACCCUAUUUCCAAUCACCAAAAACACAACCUCACCUCUUCAAAACACACUCAUGUCUCAAAAAUCAGUGUCCUUUUCAAACCUAUUAGAUGCUAUGGACUACUCCAUGUUAAGCAGCUUCUUAUCUGAAAAUUCCAACAACCCAUCAGGAAUUGGAACAAGUUCAGGUUUCAACACUGAAAAUUUUAACCAACAACAAUCUUCCCAUAUCAACACUUGCAACAAUUACAUGUCUCAGAAGAAUCCUCAAUCCAACACUUUAAAGCACCAGCUUUCAAACGUAGAUGAAGACAUGUUAUACCCAUCAAAGAAGUACUUGAGUUCCUCUUGCAAUUUUCCUAACAUCAAUUCUCAGUAUGAAAACUACCUUAUGAAGCAAUCUUUGAUGAAUCAACAAUUGCUUUUAGGUCCUCAUCAUCAAUAUCAAGGCUAAUCCAAAAUACCACAAAAAUUAAGUGGUACCAAAAAAAAAAAGAUUAUGAAAUAGAAAAGUUAAGUAAGAUUUCUAGAAGUUGGGCCCACCAAAUUACACCAAUGUCAUCAUUAAGUAAGGAUUGCUAAUUUAAUAGUAGUGCACAAAAUAUAGUGUGUUCUAUUUUGUCCAUUUUAAUUUUUUUUCUAGGAAUUGAAGGAGGGGUUAGGACCUAUUUGGUAUGGAGUCAAAAGAUUCCUUAGUUGAAGACUGAAUAAAUUGUGAAAAGAAAAUAUCAAAGUUUUAUGACCUAUCAGAAAUAGUAGUGUACAAAAUGUUAAUUUGUUUGUGUGUUGUUGGGGUUGGCAAGUUAGCUUUAUGAUAUAUAUUCUGUAGAUAAGUAUUGUACUGAUUGUGAUGAUAUUUUUCAUUCUUUUCAUGGAAAAAGAAGCUACAAAUUUUUCUUUUGGA